CACCAGUCACGUGACCACUUUCUCCUGCGGUAAUGUGAAGGAAUCGCCUGAAAAUGCGGAAAGCAAAGAUUAUUUAUACUUUAGUCUUCUUCUUCUCCCUUCUCCAGCAGUCGUGUUGUGAGGUUAAUUCCCUCACUGGCUAUUUCCUCGGCUCUGAAGGCCUCGGCCUUCCCCGUUACAUAGAGAGACUCGUUGCGAAUGAUGCCACUGUCUUUUACUAUGACAGCAACAUGCAUUCAAGAGCACCAUGUCCCGAUUGGCUCAACACCACAGCUGGUCAAGCACUCUGGAAAGAGAUAAGUUUUAGAUCACAGGACAGCACGGAAAUUAUAGCUGUGGCACUCCAAACAGCCAUCAAGCAGUUCAAUCUCACAGGCACCUUAUCAGAUAUUAAUGUAUAUCAAGCCUACAUUCAGUGUGCCCUCUAUCCAGAUGGCACAGUCAAGGGAUUGUUAACUCACGGGUUCAAUGGGAUGGACUUCGUAAGUUUAGAUAUUGACAGUAAGGCAUUCAUCGCAUCUGUUCCUCAAGCCGUCAAAUAUAAAAGGAUUCGGGAGAAGGAUAUUGACUAUCUAGUGUCUUACUACAAAAAGACCUGUUCUGAUGAACUUAAGAUUUACUUAGAGAAUUCUCCUGCAGUCAACGUGAAGAAAGCUCCAGAGGUCAGGAUUUUUGAGAACCAGAGAGCUGAUUCCACUCUCCUCACGUGUCAUGUGACUGGGUUUUACCCCAGAGCAGUGCAGGUGAAGUGGAUUGGCGCAGAUUUACAGCAGGAGGAUCUCGAGACGAACAAUGUUCUGCCUAAUGGUGAUGGUACAUAUCAGACCAGAAGGAGUGUGAUCAGACCUGAGGAGAACACAGGAGAUCAGCACUACAGCUGUGUAGUGUAUCACAGCAGCGUCGAGGGAAAUAUUACAGUCACCUGGGGUAAAGAAGAGAAACUCUUCCGGCUUCCUGUUCUGAUGAUCCUUGGCUGCAUUUUCAUGGUUGCUGUAGUUGGGCUUGUAAUACGAUGCUUCAUUAAAAGUAAAGACACUGUGACCUGAAAGUGACGACUCAUGAGAAGAUCGAGCUAUCUAUCCUCAACCUCCUACAGUCCUCAGGUCUAGCCAUUUCUUCUCGGAUAUUUGCACAAAUCUUCUCUUCAUGAAGCUCAAUCUAACUGAAGGAUAAGAAGCCUUUUUUCUUCUCUUUUUGUCCUGCUUUUCUUACAAUACCUGAAGCCCAGUGUGAGCCACAAAUAAGCUUUUAAACUAUUUUUGUCAUGAAUACUUUUAAAGCAAAUGGUUUAUGAAAAUAGUUGAAACGAUCUAGCAUUUCUUAUUAGAAGAAUACAAGACGUCAGAUUAUUAAACCUAGUUCUAGAUUGCAACCAACUUCUUCCAAGAUGUCUUGUCAAAUAAAAUUAUCUGCCCAUGCAGCAAGAUAACUUCACGAGUAUGAAGUAAUUUUCUCCUCAAAUUCAGUUUUCGAUUUUUUUGCAGUGCACACAGGCAUAAAGAAUGUAUUCAUUACGUUAUCAUUCACACAAACAUUAAUUCUCAAAGUGUUUUAUAGUUUUGCACAACUUCAGCAGAAUUGAAUGAGCCAUUUUACAAUAACGGAUGUAUUUGGUUCUCAUUUUAAAAAUCUCUGGGCAUAUUUUAAUCUGAUCAGAGUAGUGAGGGGUUUUUUGUUUGUUUGUUUGUUUGUUUGUUUGUUUUAAAUCUCUGGAUAUUUUAACUUAGGCUUACAGGAACAACCAUCUAUUGCUGUUACUUUCAUAAAUCACAUAUACCGUAUUGGUCCUAAUAGAAGAGCGCGCCCUAAUAGAAGAUUGCCCCCCUAUUUUAAGAAAAAAUUCCCGCGUGAUUUUGUCAUUUCCCCCAGAGAUUUUCCCUGUAGACUAUACUUUAUCAAUUCUUUGUGAACAAUUCCAUGGGAAAAAAACCUGUAUUUAUUUUUUAUGCUCACAUUUUCGUUCAUUAACAAACUCGAACACGUGCAUGUAUUAAAAUAUUACACUAGUAGCAAUACAUCAACUUGUAACAAAACAUAAAAUGGCACUUCAAAUGAAAACAAAUGUAAACAUAAUAAGCGUGUGGUGUACCCCAAAACAAAAUAUCUAUUGACACUUUGGAUAAGACUAGUGUAGCACAAUAGAGAAUAUCAAAUGACACUCUGGACAAUAAUGCAAAAUAUUAAAAUGGCACUUUGGAUGAACUCAAUAUUAUCACAAAAUAAGAAUACAGUAUUCUCUACCCGCAACAAAAUAUCAACUGACAUAUGCAUGCAAGACUAGUUGAAGUAUUUCAAACUACAACAUUUUUAAUAUGGAAACAUCAAUUGUUUACUACCGUACAGGAACUACAUGUACCAAGCAACCAAACACUUCAAACACUAUCAAACUUAUCUAUGGGUACAUGUAGACUUGUGUGCUUAGGGUCGUUGUCUUGCUGCAUGACCCACCUUCUCUUGAGAUUCAGUUCAUGGACAGAUGUCCUGACAUUUUCUUUUAGAAUUUGCUGGUAUAAUUCAGAAUUCAUUAUUCCAUCAAUGAUGGCAAGCCGUCCUGGCUGCACUCGAACCAGAAAUGGUCAACAACAGUGUAGAUUGUCAGAUUGAAUCGUUCACCUCAAAAAUUGUCAGUUUAAUAACAUCUCCAGGCACACCAGUAAAUGUAUAUCGUGCAGGAAUUUCGAGUCCGACACCUGUAUUCCGCCGUUUACCGAUGACCGCAGCUGUAAUCACCCCACCCCGGGCAAUGAAAUACCGGCACACUUUCGAGUGUUCUUUGGGGAUGUGGCCUACAGUUUUAUCCUGGCGAACAACAGCGACAGCGUUUUUAUCAAAUGGAUUUUCUUCUAUUCGACACUGCAAUGUUUCACCUAUUUCUGGUUUCCACACGUGUUGGUAAACAUGAAAACCUCGCGCGCACAAAUCCAACUCAAACUUGGCAGCCAUGGAUCUUCAUGCGCAUGCACGGUCGUUGCUUCCUAUUGGGUGGUGGUAAAAUUCAGAAACUGUCAAAACCGCUUCAAGCUGAUCAUAAUGUUUCAGAAACGAAAACAUGCACAUCGACCGAUAUUCAGGGCUCAAAAUUCGUGUAUUUUUUCACCAGCCAGCCGGACUAGUUACCUUCUAAAGUAACUCGCCAAACAAAAAAUCAACUCGCCAAAAUUUGUUCAUGUAUGAAUUUUACUUCUGUCAAAAAUAACAAAAAAAGAGAGUAGUUACCAUUGUUCAUGACUAAUGUGCAUUUAUUUCAAGAACCGGAGUAUUUUGAUACUGUUGUUAAAUACAUAAAUGAGAACAACACAGAGCACCAUAAUAUAAUAUCAACAAAUAAUAAUAUAUUGGACUUUUUUCCCCAUCAGUGGGGGGGGUUCUGCAGGUUGGGAUGUCUGUAAAUCAAUCAGGAUGCUCUUUGUUUAGCAUGCGCUUCAUGAACAGGCACACACGCAGUCUCUCUCUUGCACUCCCUCGCGCACUCCGUCAUAUGCGUGAUGCAUAUGUACAUUAAUGUUUCGCGUGUACACUUUUGCUCGCUUGCUCUACAUUCCGGGAGAUAUUCUCCAAUUUGCGGGCAUCAGGGGGAGCCACUAUCAAUAUGCGGGAGACUCCCGGAACUGUCUGUUAUAUGUCUGUUAUAUGCAUGCGCAGUAGUGAAAAAACCAACAGCCUGACCGUCCUGCCGAUAAACACCGAUUAACACCAACACGGCACACGCUUAAUAUGUGGCGGCUUUAGUUGAUGGCAGGGGCGUAUCACCCGCGGGGGAUGUGUACGUUUCAUCCCCCCCACUUUUGUUGAAACACAAUUUCAUCCCCCGCACUUUUGUCAGAUUAAAAUGACAUCAUUAUGAAAAUUAUACAGCUACUAUAAAAUGUGUAACAACAAGAAAGUAAACUAUUGCCAUAACGUUAGACAAAAAACAGCCACGCAACGGACUCAAAACAGUUUUUCUCACCCGACCAAUCAGCAGUUGCGUGAAUAUAAUAGCCAGUUUGCGUAGCGUGCCGAAAGCGCUCAAUAAUACAGUAUCUGUCUGCAGAGCUGCAGAGCCAACACCAGUUUUACCGCUCCUGAUUCACCGUUCCAGAUUUGACGUCGCAUGCGGUGCUUACUGUGCCUGGCUCUGCGGCUCUGCACACAGACCCUUCUCAAAGCGCUUGCGAUGCCGUCGUUCAAACAGUUGUCCCAGGUGCCAUGCCCUAAAAGACUGUGUUAAUUUACAAAUUGUGUUAAGUUACAAAUGAUUGCUCAACAAUUUGUUUCCUAUAAGGAGCAAAGAAAAAACACAUUUGGUUGUUUCAAACACAAUAGUGUGUCAGGGUAAAGUAAGGUUGUCAGGAUUUGUUGACAGUGAUGUUAAAUAGUAGUAGUUACUAGUUGUAAAGUCAGUUGAGGCAAGUUUUUUAUUACGAGUGUGUGUGUUUGUACCAAGUCUACUUUUCAUGCAUUAUAACUGCUUAUCACUUUUUAGAAGAGUUUUUCAAUUGAGAUUUAAAGGCAUUUCAAAUCGAAUGAAUGUUCAAUAAUUGUUGUACAGUAAUGUUAUUUGGCCAUUAAGUGUUUGUUGUAUGUGUAGUCUAUUGCAUCAUUUUCAAAUUUUAUGCAUUAAACCUGAUGUAAUGCAUGAUGCAAACAAGUUUUGUACAUGAGUUUGAAUAAUUAAAGACAUUAAAAGCAGGAACUGCCCCGUCUUAUUUGAAUGCUAUACUAAAGAGGUCCUUCCAGGAUGCUGCGCUUCUCCAACAUGAACUGAUUAGCCAUGCCUCCUGCUCACACAAAGCGAUCCCAGUCCAAACUGUUAUGCAUGAUGGUGUAUGAUCUAUACACUGUGUAUGACUUCUUGGGCUAUGUGAAGUUUUUGGUUUUGUUUAUAUCAGUGUAUACCAGUGUAGGCAGCAAUACUGACAUCUCUGUUAUAGAACAGUAUCCUGUUACCUAGAAUUAUCACUCAAUACUUUUUGCCUUCACUUACUGAAUAAUUACAUAGCCCUGGCAGGAACAACACCAAAACCCAACAUGAUAGAUCUCUGCAUGAAAUGCAGAACUUGGCUGGAGUCAACUGGAUUUAUAGGCUUUCUGCUGUCCUCCCUUUCAUUUGCAUCCAUGGACCAUGGGUAUGAAAAAGUUCCAUAUCGGUCAUUGACAGUACAUCACAGUGUACACGCCGGGCGUGUAUAUAGCCAUAAACCGAUUUCUAAUGAUAUGGCUUCCCCAUUCCAGAACACCCCCACUUUUGGAAAGCUUGAUACGCCCCUGCCCGAGGCCCAGUCUGAGCCACAAAUAAGCUUUAAAAUAUUUUUGUCAUGGAUAAUGGUUUAUAAAAGCCAGACUACCCAGGCAUAAAGAAUGCACUUUAGCAUUCACAUGAACAUUAAUUCUCAUUGUUUUAUAGUUUUGCACAACUUCAAUAGAAUCAAAUGUUUUUUGUUUUACAAUAACAGACGUAUUGGGUUCUCAUUUUAAAAAUCUCGGGUCGUUGUAAUCCGAGUAAUUUUUUAAAAACCUCUGGAUAUUUUAACUCUUUAGACUCACAGGAACAACCAUCUACUGCCUUUACUUUCAUACUGACAGACAUGUCCUUUUAGGUUCACUGUAGCUAGUGAAGAAUAUAUUUUAAGAUAAAUAACUGAAUGAUAGAAGCUCUUUGAGGAAGGUGUAUAUGAAGCAUUAGGAAGGUCAUAUUGUAUUACUGUGCUUGCUAUGUCAUGUCUUUUUACUGGUCUAUGAAGCAAAGCUCACUCCCAGAUGAAAUAUUGUCAGUUAUUAAUGUUUUUAUUCAGCCAUUAGGAGGCAGUAAAGCCUCACUGACUAUUCUGAUCAAAUCACUGACACAGUGAACAGUGUGCUGUCUGUGCGUUGUGAUUGAUGGUGGGUGUUGGGUUGAGAGAUUUUACAUCACUCCCUUGUGAUAUGACUCGGAGUAAAUCAUCAGAUAACAAUACAGGAGAGAGAGAUUUAGCAUUCACCCUGAUCAACAGCCUGCACACGCUCAUGAUGGGUUUCUGUGUGUCUAGUUAGUGUGCGUGUGUGUAGGGUUGGGGUUUUUUGGUCAUGGGUUGUUGUUGUUUGUCUUGUACAUUCAUUUUUGCAUCCUUUUAUCCAUUCUCAAUGUGUUUCAUUUGGUAAACCCUGACACUAUUGUCUGUCUUUUCUGUUUGUUGUUUUUUUCCCCUUUCUAUGAAAUGUAAACACCUGUAUUUAUCAGAAAUUGAUUUUAUUUUGUGUGUGAUUUUUUUUUUUUUUAAUUUAUUUGCCUAAGUCUGAUUAAGUCCAGGAACAUCGAGCUAGAGCACGAGUUUUUAUUUAGGGUCCAGGCAGUGAGUGCUAGCUCGCUUAAAUGAAUGAUGAUUGGGUAUGUGUAGCUUAGUCUAUUACUCAGUAAAGCUAAAUUUAUUGGUGGUGUUUUUUUUUUCUUCAGUGAAUUAUUGUUUUUUUAAUUAAUUGUUUUGGAUUUUUUUAAUGCGUUCACUUAACUUGACAUUAUUUACUAUUUUACUUAGUUGAAAAAGUUAAAAAAUAAUUAAUAAAAAUGGCACUCGA
This is a messenger RNA of Neoarius graeffei (lesser salmon catfish), 6534 nucleotides long. Its product is annotated as class I histocompatibility antigen, F10 alpha chain-like. The record is from RefSeq and is a predicted model, not a curated record. Bases 54 to 1046 code for a protein of 330 amino acids. NCBI's taxonomy places the organism in Eukaryota, Metazoa, Chordata, Actinopteri, Siluriformes, Ariidae. The transcript has 6 exons.